Molecule: messenger RNA, 6028 nt
Organism: Nerophis lumbriciformis (worm pipefish)
Lineage: Eukaryota; Metazoa; Chordata; Actinopteri; Syngnathiformes; Syngnathidae
Gene: tent5aa
Product: terminal nucleotidyltransferase 5Aa
Biological process (GO): mRNA stabilization
Molecular function (GO): poly(A) RNA polymerase activity; RNA binding
Source: RefSeq, a predicted model, not a curated record
CUCCUCACCAGCAGGGGAGUAUCUGGCGUUAAACGGACUCCAGGAACGCAAAUUGGACCUCAUCCGCGCACAUGUCGCUUUAAGCAGAACAUUAGUUGGCAGCGGGAGAAGAAACGAUCCAAUGCGUAAAAAGGCUGUCCCUUUUGGAGGACGCACACACUUUCUCCCUGCACGGCGCUGAUGCGACGGGGGGGGGAGGACGCAGCUUCAAUUCAUGCAAAUUGAUCAAAUCAUAGGCGUGCCUUGGAGCGAUGGAGCCGGAAAAGCCAAGCAGCUGGUGGAUCAUAACGCACCUUCAACGCGUGUGAUGCGCACUGACUCCACGUCCGUGGAUCGUCUUCUUCACUCCAAGUGCGCAACUUGUGGAUCCGCGACUCACUAUCCGUGUUCAACACCCACUCGUAAAAAUGCAGAUAAUCGACGCGCUUCCAGUCACUCCACGGACCUGACUUCGUGCGUAAAUACGCAUCCGAUCCAGUUUCCUUCCAGUUCCUCCACGGCAUUCCGCAGCGUCACCAUGUCCGAGGGCGGCAGCGGCUCAAACGGCAGCCGUCUUCCCGCCGCGGAGGGCGGCAGCGUCAGCGUCCUGAGCUGGGAGCAAGUGCAGCGCCUGGACGCCAUACUGACGGACACCAUCCCCAUCCACGGACGGGGGAACUUCCCCACGCUGCAGAUGCAACCCCGGCAGAUUGUCAAAGUGGUGCGCAGCAGGAUGGAAGAGAGGCAGAUCCGCGUCCGGGACGUCCGGUUAAACGGGUCCGCGGCCAGCCACAUUCUGCACGGAGACAGCGGACUGGGCUUCAAAGACCUCGACCUCAUAUUCUGCGCAGACAUGAAAGGAGAAAGUGACUUCCAGAUAGUGAAGGACAUUGUUCUGGACUGUCUCUUGGACUUUUUACCUGACUGCGUAAAUAAAGAGAAGAUUACACCUUUGACUUUAAAGGAAGCCUACGUGCAGAAGAUGGUGAAGGUGUGCAACGACUCGGACCGCUGGAGCCUCAUCUCCCUCUCCAACAACCGGGGCAAGAACGUGGAGCUGAAGUUUGUGGACUCUCUGCGCCGUCAGUUCGAGUUCAGCGUGGACUCCUUCCAGAUCAAGCUGGACUCCCUGCUGCUCUUCUACGAGUGCUCGGAGAACGCCAUGACCGCCACGUUCCACCCCACCAUCAUGGGCGAGAGCGUGUACGGCGACUUCGGCCAGGCCCUGGACCACCUGCGCCACAAGGUCAUCUGCACCCGCAACCCGGAGGAGAUCCGCGGCGGCGGCCUGCUCAAGUACUGCCACCUGCUGGUGCGGGACUUCCAGGCCGCCUCGGAGUCGGAGAUGAAGUCGCUCCAGCGCUACAUGUGCUCGCGCUUCUUCAUCGACUUCCCCGACAUCGGCGAGCAGCAGCGCAAGCUGGAGUCCUACCUUCAGAACCACUUCGUGGGCCUGGAGGACCGCAAGUACGACUACCUGAUGACGCUCCACGGCGUGGUCAACGAGAGCACGGUGUGCCUCAUGGGACACGAGCGGCGGCAGACCUUGGGGCUCAUAGCCAUGCUGGCCGUGCGGGUCCUGGCCGAGCAGAACGUCAUCCCCAACGUGGCCAACGUCACGUGUUUCUACCAGCCCGCGCCGUACGUGGCGGACGGCAACUUCAGCAACUACUACGUAGCGCAGGUGCAGCCCGUGUUCGCCUGCCAGCAGCCGGCCUACUCCACCUGGCUGCCCUGUAACUGAGCCGGCACGGAGUCCAGGGCGGCGGAAGGGGGGGAAGAACUCGGCAUUUUUCCACAAAUGUUUUUGCAUCCAAGCUGGUGUUUGUGUUCAUACGGCGAGUAUGAAUGCAUGCGGUUCAAGCGCAUCAUUCAAUGUGAAUAAAAGAAAAUUCUCAAAAGGGCCUUCAGAGCGCGCGUGUGGGACUGCGCUCGGCAAUCAGGAGCCCAUUAGUGCACGAGCACUCUGAACCCGCAUCUCCUUUUGCAUUUGGGUAUACACAUGGUUGUUACAGACCAAAGAUUUUACAUUCUUUACAAUAAAACCCUGUUUUUAAGGGGGGGAAUUAAGUGCAAAGCUCUAUACUAUCUAUGUGUGUGUUUAAGUGCCUAUUACCCUUCAGACUGAGCAGGCCAUAGGGGUCAUUUUUCAUGUGAAUUGGCACCACUUUUCUUGAUAGGGCGUCUGAGAGCGAUGGUGCACAGGUUUUUAUGUGAAACUGACAGUUAGAAAAUAUUUGGGUUUGUCUGCACGGUGGAAAAGUUCAGUUAAAGUUAAAGUACCAAUGAUUGUCACACACACACUCGGUGUAGUGAAAUUAUCCUCUGCAUUUGACCCAUCACCCUUGUUCACCCCCUGGGAGGUGAGGGGAGCAGUGAGCAGCAGCAUUCUUGGUGAUUUAACCCCCAAAUUCCAACCCUUGAAGCUGAGUGCCAAGCAGGGAGGUAAUGGGGUUUAAAGUCACGACCUACCGAUCUCAGGGCGGACACUCUAACCACAAGGACCACUGAGCAGAUUAGGAACAGGGGUUAGUGCAUGUGCCUCACAAUACAAAGGUCCUGGGUUUGAUCCCCGUGUGGAGUUUGCAUGUUCUCCCCGUGACUGCCUGGGUUCCCUCCGGGUACUCCGGCUUCCUCCCACCUCCAAAGACAUGCACCUGGGGAUAGGUUGAUUGGCAACACUAAAAUGGUCCCUAGUGUGUGAACUAUCUGUGUUGGCCCUGCGAUGAGGUGGCGACUUGUCCAGGGUGUACCCCGCCUUCCGCCCUGAAUGCAGCUGAGAUAGGCUCCAGCACCCCCCUGCACCCCCGAAAGGGACAAGCGGUAGAACAUGGAUGGACUAAAUUGGCCCUAGUGUGUGAAUGUUGUCCGUCUAUCUGUGUUGGCCCUGCAAUGAGGAGGCGACUUGUCCAGGGUGUAGCCCGCCUUCCGCCCUGAAUGCAGCUGAGAUAGGCUCCUGCACCCCCGAAAGGGACAAGCGGUAGAACAUGGAUGGACUAAAUUGGCCCUAGUGUGUGAAUGUUGUCUGUCUAUCUGUGUUGGCCCUGCGAUGAGGUGGCGACUUGUCCAAGGUGUAGCCCGCCUUCCGCCCUGAAUGCAGCUGAGAUAGGCUCCUGCACCCCUGAAAGGGACAAGCGGUAGAACAUGGAUGGACUAAAUUGGCCCUAGUGUGUAAAUGUGAGUGUGAAUGUUGUCUGUCUAUCUGUGUUGGCCCUGCGAUGAGCUGGCGACUUGUCCAGGGUGUAGCCCGCCUUCCGCCCUGAAUGCAGCUGAGAUAGGCUCCAGCACCCCCCUGCACCCCCGAAAGGGACAAGCGGUAGAACAUGGAUGGACUAAAUUGGCCCUAGUGUGUGAAUGUUGUCUGUCUAUCUAGUGUUGGCCCUGCGAUGAGGUGGCGACUUGUCCAAGGUGUAGCCCGCCUUCCGCCCUGAAUGCAGCUGAGAUAGGCUCCUGCACCCCUGAAAGGGACAAGCGGUAGAACAUGGAUGGACUAAAUUGGCCCUAGUGUGUAAAUGUGAGUGUGAAUGUUGUCUGUCUAUCUGUGUUGGCCCUGCGAUGAGCUGGCGACUUGUCCAGGGUGUAGCCCGCCUUCCGCCCUGAAUGCAGCUGAGAUAGGCUCCAGCACCCCCCUGCACCCCCGAAAGGGACAAGCGGUAGAACAUGGAUGGACUAAAUGGUCCCUAGUGUGUGAAUGUGAGUGUGAAUGUAGUCUGUCUAUCUGUGUUGGCCCUGCGAUGAGGUGGCGACUUGUCCAGGGUGUACCCCGCCUUCCGCCCUGAAUGCAGCUGAGAUAGGCUCCAGCACCCCCCUGCACCCCCGAAAGGGACAAGCGGUAGAACAUGGAUGGACUAAAUUGGCCCUAGUGUGUGAAUGUUGUCUGUCUAUCUAGUGUUGGCCCUGCGAUGAGGUGGCGACUUGUCCAGGGUGUAGCCCGCCUUCCGCCCUGAAUGCAGCUGAGAUAGGCUCCUGCACCCCCGAAAGGGACAAGCGGUAGAACAUGGAUGGACUAAAUUGGCCCUAGUGUGUGAAUGUUGUCUGUCUAUCUGUGUUGGCCCUGCGAUGAGGUGGCGACUUGUCCAGGGUGUACCCCGCCUUCCGCCCUGAAUGCAGCUGAGAUAGGCUCCAGCACCCCCCUGCGCCCCCGAAAGGGACAAACGGUAAAACAUGGAUGGAUGGAUGGACUAAAUGGUCCCUAGUGUGUGAAUGUGAGUGUGAAUGUUGUCUGUCUAUCUGUGUUGGCCCUGCGAUGAGGUGGCGACUUGUCCAGGGUGUAGCCCGCCUUCCGCCCUGAAUGCAGCUGAGAUAGGCUCCUGCACCCCCGAAAGGGACAAGCGGUAGAACAUGGAUGGACUAAAUUGGCCCUAGUAUGUGAAUGUUGUCUGUCUAUCUAGUGUUGGCCCUGCGAUGAGGUGGCGACUUGUCCAGGGUGUACCCCGCCUUCCGCCCUGAAUGCAGCUGAGAUAGGCUCCAGCACCCCCCUGCACCCCCGAAAGGGACAAACGGUAGAACAUGGAUGGACUAAAUGGUCCCUAGUGUGUGAAUGUGAGUGUGAAUGUAGUCUGUCUAUCUGUGUUGGCCCUGCGAUGAGGUGGCGACUUGUCCAGGGUGUACCCCGCCUUCCGCCCUGAAUGCAGCUGAGAUAGGCUCCAGCACCCCCCUGCACCCCCGAAAGGGACAAGCGGUAGAACAUGGAUGGACUAAAUUGGCCCUAGUGUGUGAAUGUUGUCUGUCUAUCUAGUGUUGGCCCUGCGAUGAGGUGGCGACUUGUCCAGGGUGUACCCCGCCUUCCGCCCUUAAUGCAGCUGAGAUAGGCUCCAGCACCCCCACCCGCGGCCCCGAAAGGGACAAUCAGUAGAAAAUGGACGGAAUUGGUAUGGUUCCCACAUGUCAGUAUGCAAAUCCACACCCCUUUUGUUUAUGUGGUCUUUGGCGGACCCACGCUCCAAACACCAUACUGUAGUAACCGGGGAUGAGAAACGGCGAGUGUGCGCGCUCUUCUACGUUUCCCCGCUUGAAGAAUAUUUGCCGUGACACCUCAAGAUGACGAGACUUAUUUGCUGUAGCACCCUGACCGGGAAUUCCUCAGCCGCUGCUCAAGAGCUCCUAGUUUAGGCUUGCCUCUCUGAGAACACCAAAGGUUUUUUUUUGGGUUUUUUUGGUGACCGGCUGGUAGCCUUUAUGUUGAUAGGCCGGACAUUUGUGGCGGUAAAACACCUACCAUGUGUUCUUUCGUGUACUUAGGGGUGCAGGAAACAGACAGAAGUGAGACAUUAUCAAAAAAAUAAAAAUACAAAUAAAUAAAAGGCAGAAGGAAGGAAAUGGGAGAGAUGGGUGCAGCUGGUGAUGGGGUUGAUCUCUCCAGGGCUACCAAGCUUGAUUCUGAUUUCACAUCUUAAGGACUUUUUUUUUUUUUUUUCUUCUUUGCUUUUUUUUUUUUAUCAUCUAAAAACAGUCGUUGCUGCGACUUGUUGGAAAAAGCUCCAUUCUUUGUACAUAUAUGAAUACACGCUUCAGCUUUGCCAACUCCACUUCAUGCCGCAGCCUCUCCUGCUGGUAUGUAAACAAAGUGAGUCACGACUUUUGAAGAGCAGAACCAAGCCGAAACUGCAAUAUUUCCUUUAUCGUCCUUUUUAGCCCACAUACUUCUUCUCAGUGAUUGUCUUUGUUGAUUGUGCGGGCGUCGUAUUGCCUUUUUUUGUUGUCGUUUUUGCCGAAGUCUGUUAGUGAUUGUGCCUAUCAAUUAGAGAUGGUGGAUUGUCUCAUACAAAAUACACUUCAUGUUCCUCAUGGUGCAGUCUUUUACAAAAACACACAGGGAAAAGAUAAAUGAAGAUCCUUGUCUUGUACGUCUAUUUUUAUGAGUGUUAUGUUGUUUUUUUUUGGUUGUUUUUUUAAAUAUCUAUAAAUGUAACAGAGGCUGCACUUGUUGCAGCUCUCUGGAAUCUGUGAUUGGGCUUCGAUGGAUUUGUUCUCAAUAGCGUUUAGCUAUGUAAUGUCACGUGUCCAAUGGGUCAGAAGAUGUUUUCAUCAAUAAAAUAUAUGAAAAUCA